Molecule: messenger RNA, 444 nt
Organism: Vicia faba (fava bean)
Lineage: Eukaryota; Viridiplantae; Streptophyta; Magnoliopsida; Fabales; Fabaceae
Source: the annotation of a GenBank genome assembly
AUGUACAAGUCUCUCUUUAAAUUCUGCAGGGAUACUCAUUGUAGACUAAUUGGGUAUCGGCCGGAAGUUAAGACUCGAACUCCAGUUACCCAACCACUUCCUUAUUUGCAGAAAUCACUUGGAUAUGAUAAUAAGAGGAAGACAGAUGAACCGAUAGACCUUCAGAAGAGGAAAAAACAUGCAAGUGAAGAAUAUGUAACUGGUAUUGGUUUCAGUCAGAAUAAACAGAUCACGAUAACUCCUGCAGACCAGGUUGCAAACCCAGAGACUAUAAAGUUGAUGCAAGAAAAUAUGAAACUACAUACAGAAUGUUUGGAAUUGGAAAAGAGAGGCGAAGAACUUAAUUCCAAGGUGGUGCAGCUUAGAAGUAAAAUAGAGGAAGCCCAAAAUGAAUAUAAUCAGCUUUUAGCUGAACUGCAGUCUUUAGACGUGAAAGAGGAGUAG